This is a messenger RNA of Knipowitschia caucasica, 1230 nucleotides long. The record is from the annotation of a GenBank genome assembly. NCBI's taxonomy places the organism in Eukaryota, Metazoa, Chordata, Actinopteri, Gobiiformes, Gobiidae.
AUGGCCGUGGUGGCGGAGGGGGCUGCGGGCUGGGUGUUAGACACGUCCUCGCUCCUGGAUCAAAGUUACUCCCGCUGUAUCCGCUGGGCUGGAGCCCACAAGACCGCCGUCACCUGUCGCUGCAAAAGCCACUGUUUCCAAACGCUGCGAAGUCAUUUUAAAGACACAGGUGAUGCUGUCAGUGCUGGGGAGGCUGUCACCUCCAACAAGAAAAGGAAGCGGAAACGCACAGACUUCAACCAAGGAGAAAUUGAUAUUCAAGCUUUUCAUGAUAAGGUUCGUCCCAUCAUUCUGGACGGCACAGAGGCUUUAGUAGAGUCGGCCAGAGCACGUGGCUGUCUGACCACUGCAGGAGAAACGACCAAAGACUGUGUUCUUCUCCCUGAAUGUGGCCUGAGCGCUCUGUGCGAAAUGGCCACACAGCUGCCCCCCACAGACGCAGAGGAGCAGGACGGUCUCCCACAGAUCCUUGAGGGAGGCUCCACAGUGAAUCUAGAUCUGUUCUCUAGAAUGACUGAGAACAAGUCGGACUCUGCUGCGGUGGUGACUCUGAUGGGGGAGGAGUAUGUGGUGCCUGCCAAAUCCACGUUCCUGCUUUCGGACAUCAGUAGACUUCAACCUCUUCUGAGCUGCAAAGCAAAAUAUGACUUGGUAGUUAUUGAUCCUCCAUGGGAAAACAAGUCUGUCAAAAGAAGUCGCAGGUAUAAUGCUUUGCCUUCAUCUCAGUUGAAGAAGUUGCCUAUUCCUCUACUGGCCUCUUCAGACUGUCUGCUGGUCACGUGGGUAACAAACAAACCAAGCCAUUUGCGAUUUGUCCGCCAUGAGCUCUACCCACAGUGGGGCGCGGAGGCCGUAGCUGAAUGGUUGUGGGUCAAGGUCACAGCAUCGGGACAGUUUGUCUUCCCCCUCGAUUCGCAGCAUAAAAAACCAUAUGAAGUGCUAGUUCUUGGCAAAUUCUCUUCUAAUAGCAGUUUAUCUGAAGGUUCGGGUGAGUCAUUGCCAAUAGAGGAUCAUCGUUUGAUAAUCAGUGUGCCGUCAACUCUCCAUUCCCAAAAGCCCCAACUUUCAGAAGUGCUGAAGCCCUUCAUCAGACCCAACGCUAAGUGCUUGGAGCUCUUUGCGCGGAAUCUCCUCCCGGGUUGGACCAGUUGGGGAAAUGAGGUCCUCAAAUUCCAGCAUGCGAGCUAUUUCACCGUGACACCUGCAGACGACAAAGCCAGCUCCACCUGA